Molecule: messenger RNA, 1223 nt
Organism: Chenopodium quinoa (quinoa)
Lineage: Eukaryota; Viridiplantae; Streptophyta; Magnoliopsida; Caryophyllales; Amaranthaceae
Product: mitochondrial inner membrane protease subunit 2-like
Exons: 5
Coding region: 241-861 (206 amino acids)
Molecular function (GO): serine-type endopeptidase activity
Source: RefSeq, a predicted model, not a curated record
UCGAAGGGCUUCGGUGAAAAUUUGACGGUCACCUUCGAGGUUUAGAAUCGAAGGGUUUUAGAAACCCAAAAAGGAAAAAGAAAUUAAAAACAAAGAAAGGAGAUGGUCAGAUGGCAGCUGCUAUUUCACCUUCACCAUAAUUAUACGAGUAGUUGAAUAAUUUUUCGUGAAAUUGAAGCAUUAGUAUUGGAUUAAUCAGAGACCCCCAAAAUUAAAGUGAAAAAAAAAAAAGAACAAGCAAUGGUUUCUGUAUCAACAUGGUGUCGCUACAUCGCCCACAAGCUUGAAUACUCCAUGGCUGUCAGCUGGAAGAACUAUAAAGGAGGUCGGAUAACUGAAGGUCAAAUAGGAGACACCGUGUGGAAAAACCUAUUUCAGGGCAAGGUGACUUUCUUACAUUGGAAUAAAGGAGAGGAGAUGGCUCCUACAAUUGCGUCCGAAGGUGGAACUCUCUUAGUUAGAAAAAUACCAGUUCCAGGGCCAAGUCGUGUUUUCAUUGGAGAUGUAGUGGUCCUGAAAGACCCUGAAAGCCCAAAGGAUUAUCUAGUCAGAAGAUUAGCUGCCACUGAAGGAUAUGAAAUGGUCUCGAAGGAUGAAAAAGAGGAGCCUUUUAUCCUAGAUAAGGAUGAAUGCUGGGUUCUUGCUGACAAUGAAGCUUUGAAGCCAAAGCAGGAAGCCAAGGACAGUAGAACUUUCGGCCCAGUUCAUAUGUCAGACAUUAUUGGUAGAGUUAUUUAUUGUUUGCGCAAUGCUGUUGAUCAUGGUCCUGUGAGAAACAGUGAAUUCAGUGUCAAGAAGGAUUUGCCCGUACUAGAAGUUGAGCUCGAUGUUGAAGAAAUGGCUAAGAAUCACAAAACUUAAGUUGAAUCAGCCAAUGUGUUGGAGUUCGUUGGAUGGGGUUAUGCAUAACCAACCCCCUUAUAACUCGUACAUCCCGGUAAAAUUAGGGCCUUGCUGAAUUGUUUUGUAUGUACCCUCUUUUAAUCCGAUCAUAUCUUUGUGACGGAAAAUAUUCAUUGUUUAAAAUUACUUUAAGGAGAGAAGAAACUAAAAUAAUGACGAGAUGAUUCUGAGUUGCUGAUGAGAUUGGCACUUUUGAUUAGUAUGCUGUUUUCUUCUCGAAAAUGUGAGGAUGGCCAGUAUCCGAUUUUGGAUUUUAAACUGUUAUCUGAGUAAUAAUGCUCUGAACAUUUAAGCGCAGUUGAUUAUCCAUUCAGUCUAAA